This is a messenger RNA of Pyrgilauda ruficollis (rufous-necked snowfinch), 5961 nucleotides long. It is a transcript of the gene BRF1, whose product is annotated as BRF1 RNA polymerase III transcription initiation factor subunit. The coding region runs from base 1 to 2337 and encodes 778 amino acids. Gene Ontology annotation, molecular function: RNA polymerase III type 3 promoter sequence-specific DNA binding; RNA polymerase III general transcription initiation factor activity; TBP-class protein binding. Gene Ontology annotation, cellular component: transcription factor TFIIIB complex; nucleus; transcription preinitiation complex. The transcript is spliced from 20 exons. Gene Ontology annotation, biological process: DNA-templated transcription initiation; transcription preinitiation complex assembly; transcription by RNA polymerase III. Lineage: Eukaryota; Metazoa; Chordata; Aves; Passeriformes; Passeridae. The record is from RefSeq and is a predicted model, not a curated record.
AUGCUCUGCACAGAGAGAAACAGCCCAGAUGCAUGGAAUUCUGCUGUGGAGCAGAGGGAAGCCAACACUGGGAACAUCGUGUCUGAAAUACCUGACUUUUGUGACUGGAAUACCACUAAAGAGGGGAUAUUCUCUUCAAACGGAAAACUGAUGUACUAUACUGAGCAGAAGGUUGGUAACAAAGCUGAGAAGUCAGCAUCCCUGCCCGCGGCAGAGGGCCGGAGCCAGGUGCUGCCAGCGAACAGGAGCGGCACAGAACCCGAUCCCGGGGGCACGGAGACCAGCGCGGGCCGUGAGGGAGGAGCGCUCCGGAGGGGCGGGAGCGGCGGGCGAAGCCUCGCGAGAGCGGGCGGGGUGGCGGCGGCUGCCGCGCUCCUCCCCGUGCCGGUGCCGGCGAGCGAGGCCUGCGCGGGCCCGGGCCGGGCAGUCCCGGGCUGUGCCGGCUCCUCCGCCGUGGGGCAGUUCGUGUCGCUGGACGGUGCAGGGAAAACACCGACUUUAGGAGGAGGAUUCCAUGCCAAUCUGGGAAAGGAGUCACGAGCAAAAACUCUACAGAACGGGAAGCGUCAGAUUCACCACUUGGGAAACCAGCUUCAACUCAAUCAGCAUUGUCUGGAUACUGCCUUUAAUUUUUUCAAGAUGGCUGUGAGCAAACAUCUAACGCGGGGCAGAAAGAGGACCCACGUCAUUGCUGCCUGUCUCUACCUCGUGUGUAGGACAGAAGGAACUCCUCAUAUGUUACUUGACCUCAGCGACCUUCUUCAGGUGAAUGUCUAUGUGCUGGGAAAAACCUUCCUUGUGUUGGCCAGAGAACUCUGCAUAAAUGCUCCAGCCAUAGAUCCGUGUUUGUACAUUCCCCGUUUUGCACACAUGCUGGAGUUCGGGGAUAAGAACCACGAGGUGUCCAUGACGGCUCUGAGGCUGCUGCAGAGGAUGAAGAGGGACUGGAUGCACACCGGGCGCCGGCCCUCGGGGCUCUGCGGGGCAGCUCUGCUAGUGGCAGCAAGAAUGCAUGAUUUCCGACGGACUGUUAAAGAGGUCAUCAGGGUGGUGAAGGUUUGUGAGUCUACAUUAAGGAAAAGGUUGACAGAGUUUCAAGAUACACCAACCAGUCAGCUGACCAUAGAUGAGUUUAUGAAGAUUGACUUGGAAGAAGAAUGUGAUCCUCCUUCGUUUACAGCUGGCCAAAAAAAAUUGAAGAUACAGCAGCUUGAAAAGGCAUUAUCAAAAAAGCUGGAGGAUUUUGAAGGAGAAAUAUCGAGCUACCAAGAUGAAAUAGAGAGUGAAUUAGAAAACAGUAGACCGAAAGUAAAAGGCGUAUUUGCAAAUUUCACUAAAGAUGAUUCUAUAGAAGAUAAUGCCUCUAGCAUUCUUGGAGAGGAGGAGGCAGAAGAUGAGGAACUAGAAGCAGCUGCUAAUCACUUAAACAAGGACUUUUAUGAUGAACUUAAUGAGAAGGAUAGAGGUAAAAGAAAUGAAGAUGGGGAAUGCAGAAAUGGAAGUGAAACUCUUGUAAGACCCCCUGCACUGGAAUCCUUGCUUGGCCCACUGCCCACCGCUGCUAGUCUUGGCAUAACAGAGUCCAUCAGAGAGUGCAUAUCCACAAAGGACCAAGAGCCUGGUGAGAAUACAGGGGAUGGAGAAUUAGAUCUGAGUGGAAUCGAUGACAGUGAAAUAGAUCGGUAUAUACUUAAUGAAGCUGAAGCUCAGAUAAAAGCAGAGCUAUGGAUGAAAGAAAAUGCAGAUUAUUUGAAGGAACAAAAAGAAAAGGAAGCAAGAAUAGCAAAAGAGAAAGAACUUGGGAUUUAUAAGGAACACAAGCCAAAGAAAUCUGCAAAGAAGCGGGAGCCAAUUCAAGCCAGCACAGCAGGAGAGGCAAUUGAAAAGAUGUUAGAACAGAAGAAAAUCUCAAGUAAAAUUAAUUAUAAUGUGCUAAGGGACCUGAACAGCAAAGGAAGUAACACACCAAAGAAAGAGGAUGACAGCACUGAUGACAGCACCAACACCAAGAAGCUGUCAAGAAGAAAAUCUAUUGCCAGUAGGAAUAUAGCCAACCCUGUAAACAGUGUGGGAAAAAGAUUAAGACCCUUGAUUUCAACCCAGUUUGCUAAGAAGGCUGCCACUGAAGAGGUUACCUUUCCAAAUGCACAGGCUGAAGCUUCUGAUGUAGAAAAACCAGCAGCUGUGCUUGUGGAGAGUGGCCCAGUAGCUUACAACCCUGAUGAAGAGGUGGAAGAGGAAGAGGUAGAAGAAGAUGAAGAUCACUGCAUGAGCGCCUUGCAGUUAAUGGGAGGAAAUGAUUAUGGCUGUGAUAUGGAUGAAGAUGAUGGCUAUUAGCUCCAUUUACUUCCAGGGGACAUGGACUGUGUCUUGUUCUCAGCAAAUCUUCGGUCUUCAAGCUGUAUGAAUAGUGAAAGAAGCUGUCUAUGGUCAGCAAAUGUAAUCGAACAAUCCUUACUUUUGUAAAGUGAAUUCAAGGUUGGCAUUGGGUCUGGUCAGUUUACAUUGACCCAUAACCCAGCAAUAACCAGUUUGGAUUGCUACUUGAAUUUAUUUUUAUUUUGGUGGAUCAUAGUUGGAGAAUUAAAUUAAUGAGAGUAAUUUUUCCAGAGAACAAAGAAAAGAGACAAAACAGACUGUGCAUGAAGUCUGUGUGCCUGAAAGCAGCACAUCUCUUAUUUAUGUGACUGCUUUUAGGCAUACUGGUGAAAGGGAGCAGGUUGAAGGACAGGGCCUGUUGAUUAUUUGAGUACAGGAACAUUAGUCAGUCUCAUCAUGCUACAGCUGACAGAAGGAAAUGUUUCCAACCUGGAUUGUGACUGUGACCAUGUUACUGUAUAUGAGUUUCCUUACCCAACCUGUCAAAAGUUAAUGACAAGUUAUAUAUUUGCAGAGCAGUACUGGUUUUCUGAAACAGAGUAAAUACUUCUUUAUAUUAGUAAAUUCAUAGAUUUCUUAAAAUAUCUGACAGUAGAAGGCAAUGAAGAAUUGUCUUCCACUGUGAGUCCAGUGUGGUUUUUGUGGAAGGAGGGAGAACACCUGGGUUGGGUAGGAAGUGCAGGGAGCAAGGAGGCAAAGAUGCUGUACUCAUGAGCUGUUGCUGGGCAUCCUUAGGGAAUGCCAGGUCUACUUUAGCCUGGUGUUGCUGCAGGAGAGUUACUCUGGCCAUCUCUGUGGAGCUGCUCUUGCCUGACUUAGUUAGAGUGAAGGUCUGCUCCCAAGAGCUGCUGGUCUCUAAAACCAGUUGAAAGAAAGAGAAAGCUGAGCUUUUUAAUAAAUAAGCUAGCAUCUGCUUUGACUGAAUUUAAUUUAAUGUAAUUUGCUUAGCAUUCACUGGGUAAAUUAAAGGUCACCAUGCAGCAGCCUGACUUUCAUGGCUCAAAUCCCAUCCUUGAACAGUCGUUGCUAUGUGAAUAAAGCUGGAGCUCCAGUCCUGUGUGCCCCGAAAUGUCAGCAGGCAGGUCCUCUGUCACAGAUAGAUCAGUUCUGGCAGUGCCAUGAGAGCAGGGGUCAGGAGUGGAGCCCUGUGGGCAGAUCCCACCCGGGUGCCUCUGACCUGCCUUCCCCUGGCACUGCUGGGCCCGAGGCUCUGGGCUCCGUGGGAAAUGCACUGCACUCUGGAUCACACUCUUGAUGUCUGCAGCUGAUGUUUCCAUCUCUCUCCCUUAUCUGGUGACAAUCAUGAAAACUGUAGUGCUUCAGGCUUCUCUUAACACCAGGGAAAGAUGGAUAUUUAUCUUAACAGCGCAGUUUCUGUUCAGCUGUGUCUCCUGGUCGGGUCUGCCUUCCUCCCUUUCUUGAGGAGUGCUGGUUUCUAAAGCACCAUCCAUCCUCCUGCUACAGAGAUUGGAUCAUGGCAGGAAGAGAAGCUGCUUCAGGAUGCUCUGCCAGACGAGGUGAUAAUGGUGCUCACAUCUGAGGUCAUCACCAAAGAGGGGAAGGGCCACACAGCCUUCCAUACUUCCAUUCUUCUCUGUCCCUCUUGGUAGCUUGCAUAAGAUGGAUCAUGCAAGUCGAGCAAGAGUGAGUGCUUUUUUUAGGAGCAGACUUGAUACUAUUUGGCUGGUAAAUAUGGCUUGGUGGGUUGUAUCUGUGAGGAAUUUUUGAGCCCUGUAUAGGAGCAUUUCUGUAAUGACUUCUUAGAAGCAAUUGGUGUGGUAAGGCUACUGGAAAGAAUAGCUCUUCUGAACCAGAUUCCAGUUACUUAGUUUACAGCACUUAAGUGGAAAGAAGAGAUUCCUUAUAAUUCUUAGGAGAAAAGCUGGCAUUUUCACUGAAAAGCUAUAGAUUUUUUUUCUGACAUUUUAUAAAUACUGCACAGAAACUGAUACUGAGGAGAUAAACCUUUCUACCUCUCUUUUAUCUACACCAUAAAAUAGAAGUAUGCUAUAAGCAGACAGUUUUCUAAAAAGUGGUUUGUUUUAUCAAAGUUUGUGCUCUGCAAGUCUUUGAGACCGUUGAGUUUGAUUGUUUGGGUUUAAAUUAAUCUUCCAUAGCACUGCUACAAAUAUACUCUCAGUAUAUUCUCAAGGCUUGGGUUUUAUUCCAAGGUACACAGUAUUCUCUAUGCAGGAAAUAAACAUGCAUAAAUAAACAUGUGUAUGACUCAUGUAGGUCGAGUGCUUUUCUCAAAUGCAAGAUGUUGGCUCUUAAAGAAACUGCAAAGAUGGGCUAAGAUGGAUUUUGCUGAGGGUCUUUCCUCCAGUCUCCUGCUUUGUUCCCCCAAAGGAUACCAAACCUGCUGCCAGGGUGGUGGUGUUGUGUGUGAGAGCUGAGAGCCCACCCAAAUAACUGCAGCUAGGAAAUUUGAAUUUCAGUAGUACAUUGUGUGGCUGAGAACAUUGUUUUGUGCACUGCAAGUAGAGGGCUGCAGUUUUUGAAUGCUCUCAUAUGAUUUGAUUAGGAAAGGCCAUCAGGCAAUCUGCUGGAAGAGCAAAAGAAAAAAAAUAAAAGACCUACAAUUCCAUAGCAUCUCAGUAUUGCUGGUGAAGUUAAUGGCAUGGUUUCUGUACUGGAUUCCUAAAGAAAGAAUAUUGGCUAGGCAGACUUCACUCUGAGCUUCUUAAGCUAUAGUGGUGUUAUGUACAUUUUUAAUUUAUUGGUGGCUUACCGGGAUUUUUGUAACGUUCAUUCCUUCUUCAUUUAACAAAGCUCAGGAAAUGUAAACAGAUUUGAACAUGCUAGUUUCUGUUUUUAUAGCUAGUCAUUAAAAUGUAAAAAGAUUAGCACUGCAUUAACUCUGUUUACUACUGUUGGUAUAUCUGGACAAUUUUGUUGUGUAUAAGUAAGCCCAAAUUCACUUGGAGUAAUUUGGAUCCUGCUUUUCUCAGGAUUCUGAUUAUGAUGUAAAGAGCUUAUAAGGCUUCAACAUUUGUUAUUCUUAGAUCAUCUUCCUUGAAGCCACACAAGCUGUGUAUCAUUGGGUUUGUUGCAGAAAGCACAUCUCUUCCUGCAAGUCACUUUGCUUGACAGGAAAAAUUCUCCAGCUGUUGCAUCCAGCUUCUCUGCCAUGCAGCCUUUUAACACUCUGGUACUGUGGGAGUGAAAAAAAAAAUAAGGAAAAUAAUGGGCUUCUUCACUGUGCUGAGUGCAUUUUCAGUGUCUUAAUCAUCUGUGACAUUUCUUUAAAAUCAGUGUGUUCAGUACAGCAACUUUUAAAUGGUGCCAGACAAUCUUGUCUUGAGGGUUAAACAUGUUCAUCAAAAAAGUCCUUGCCAUCCUGAUGACUUGUUUGUGUUCUUCAGAUUGCAUUGAAACCCCAGUUGCAGAUGUGUACAGUUAGAGUUUGCCUAAUAAAUGUUCUGUUUCUUAUUUUUGUGUUGAAUCCUCGUAUUCGGUUCAGUUAGUGCCAAGAAAAUGAAACCUUUUUGAUGUAUGCAUAUGUACCAUCCUUCCACAACCACGAGUCAUGUUAACCUUUUUUAUUGUAAUAUAUUUGCUGUAAAUAAAAAAUAAAACCUU